AUGAGCCGGGAUGUUGAAUAUUUGCCGGCAAUGAAGAAGAUUUGGGAUGCUGUGGGGAAGAUGUGGCAACCAGCUGACAUCCUCACGGCUAAAGGCCACCAGAUGUGUCAAACAUGGGCCGUCCGCGCAUCGCACCCUGAGUACCCAUAUGCACUGCACUUGUUAUCGAUGAUGGCACCUUUGACGAACGGAGCUGCUGUGCAGAUUUUUCCCACGGCAAGCAGUCCUUUGGUUGCCUUUGGAAUCAACGUGAACUAUUCACAAACACGAAAGAGCUCAUGCACCAGCCAUGCUGACAGCAUCACCAGGGUGUUGGAUUCCCAUGUCCGGCAAAAGACUCAAACCUUCUUGAACCAGAUGUCAGUGGAACAAGAUUUCACGCAUGAUGAAAGCACUGCUGCUGGGACACCCAGACAUGUUUGGGUACCUUUGCCGGCGGAAGUGGCCGAAAUGCUCGGCAUCGCCAAAGAGGCUACUUCUCCAGCAGCUGCCCAAGCUGAAUGGAAGGAAACCUUUCCUGGCGAGAUGCCGCCAGAGCUCCCUGCCACGCAAGACUUUGCAGCCGACUACUUGCCAUCUUCCGCGGGCUAUCCUGUCCGCCUGCUUGACGGCAACAUGAGCCGCCUGCGAUUCCGCAGGGAUCCCAGGGUGCCGUCUGGCUUCACCGCUGAAUGGCGUGUGGCCAACAGAGCUUUUCCUGUGCCUCCUGAAUUCCAACUUGAAGCGGCAGUCCUGCGGGUCACGGAAUAUUUUUCCGUGCCACAUAUGAAACUUGAUCUCACUCCCGAAGCCCAGCAAAUGCACAUGUCCUACCAGGGUGGAUUGAAUGUGCAGUCCCACAUGGCCCGGGAACGUGCAGAUCCUGUUGGUGGAGCCCGCCUCGGCGCUGCGCCGUGGCACAUCGGCGUUUUGGCCGGGCUGCUGCUGGUCUACGAAAUCUUCUCAGGAGUCUACAGCGCCGACCGCUUGCAGCAGAAAGAUUUGCAGGUGCAUACAAUCAAGGACAUUGCCUUGGGCGAAGAAGCUGCCAGUCCCAACCCCCAGCCGCAGCCAGCAGAAGUGCAACCUGACUUCGAUGCCUUGGUUGGGGCAGAUCCACUUCCCUUUCCCGGCGGAGAUUUUGCAGACUCCAUAGUCGACGAUGCGGCUGCAGGUCACAGCCCCGAACUUCCGCCCGAGACUGAGCCGCUCCGGGUUGCCGACGUUCGCUCCAUCGAGUUUGGGUAUGGCCCGGAUGGCGCUUCAGUGCAGAGUGCUUUUCACGCGAAGCAUUUGACUGAUCGCUUCAUCAUGAAGGCUACGCUUCUACAUGGGCAUCCCAAGGUAACUUCGAAAACUAUUUGCGACAAGUUGCGCUCCUCCAGAGAAUCCGGUCGAAAGGCCUUACCGCGAGAGAACUGGGUGGCCGUGAUGGAAGCUUGCGCUGGUUCUCCCAUCCUUGACUUCCAAGACGACACCCUCCAACUUCGUGCUAUACCGCAAGAUGCACCAGGGCGGACAUUCUACCACAAUGAGCUGAUGAAGUUGUGCGGAGUCACCAUGAGAGAGCUCAUGACAGCCAUGAACCGAGCCGCAGCCGCAAAGGCGAAAUCGGCAGCUCCUCCCAAGCGGAAGCGACAAGACGGACACGAAGAUUAG
Molecule: messenger RNA, 1638 nt
Organism: Durusdinium trenchii
Lineage: Eukaryota; Dinophyceae; Suessiales; Symbiodiniaceae
Source: the annotation of a GenBank genome assembly